UUUUCUCUCUCGCUCUCUCUCCUUCUCUUCUUUCCUCCUUUAUCCUUCUCAAUUUUUUUUUUCUCUCUCCCUCAUCGCUGAGAUGAGACCCAUCUCGUUCAACAGCCUCGUUCAAUAGCCUCUCUCUCACCAAAAAGUAAGGCUUGAGAUUGUGGCUUCCUCUGCGUCAUCUUCAGCAUUCUCAGCCCUCUCUUCUCUGUUCCAAGCACUCACAGAGUCACAGGAGACGCGCUUAGUGAGGUUUCGGCAUUUGUGCAAGAUUAGAACAAGCGCUUCGUCUCAAAUACUUUGUAGAUCUAUGGUGAAUCGAAGAUCUUGUUAGACAGCCAAAUAUGAACUCGUCGGAGCUCUCCAGUUCUCGAUCCACACGCGAAUCUCAACUUCUCAAUCUCCUUUUCCAUUGAAUUUGCUCUCCAAGCUUGUUCUCCGCCCAUCACCAGAUUUUGCUGUCACGUCAACCCUAAAAGGUGUCCUACCACAUAAAAUUAUGCAAUGCACUGCAGGGGCACAACCAACAACUUUUAGAAAGCCAGGGCAGCACACAAUACCCCAAAUUAACACAACUUUGUUUAGGAUGGACCCUUUCAUUUUGCUGCUACCUGCCAUUUUACUUCUAAUGAAGCCAAGGACUUGAACUAAAGCAUGCGAAUUUGUAAGGCACGGCGGCGAAGCUUUACGAUCCCAAAUGACCUCGUUGAGGACAUACUUUCAAGACUACCAGUGAAGUCUCUCAUGCGAUUCAAGUGCGUAUCCAAAGCAUGGCACACUUUGAUCAGUAGUCGCCAAUUCGCUAAAUCCCAUUUUCAGAGAGCAUCUCAAAACCCCAGCUGCAUGAACGUCCUUGUUUUUACUGACAAUUGUGUCUUAUCGUUAGGUUAUGAAGCACUAUUUCAAACCUGUGUUCAUGGUCAACCAGUUGAUGUUGAUUUUCAAGGUUUUCCAUUGUGGGGUGAAGAAUUUGUUGAGACAAACUUGGCUUCUUGCAAUGGCUUGGUAUGUAUUGAAUUAUAUAAUAGGCGCAAACGUACAUCUGAAUAUUUGGUUUGGAACCCAUCUACCAAAAGUCACAAAAACAUACCAAGACCAACAUCAACACCUGAUUCAAUGUCUUGUUGGUUUUACCGUUUUGGUUUUGGCUAUGAUUAUUCCACUGAUGAUCAUAAGAUAGUAAGGCCCUACCAGAUUUUCCCUUUUGAUAUAAAAAGGAUUGAGAUCUUUUCAAUCAAGACCUUUACUUGGAAGACAAUUCUGGUGGAUGUGGACAAUAUUUAUAACUGCAGUCUUCCAUUGACCCCAAAGACUACCUACUGCAAUGGGGCAAUUUAUUGGAGUGCUAUGAAAUAUGGGAAGCCGUCAAUCAUUUAUUUUGACUUAGCAGAGGAGAUAUUUCAUGAGCUGCCAUGGCCAGAAUCUGUUUUGUAUUGCGUAAGAGACGGGUCAUCAGGAAAAUGUUUCUAUACAACAGGUUUAUGGGAGUUGGGGACUUUUGGAGAACACCUGUGUCUAUCUGUGUGCACCGGCGAAUCCCGCAAAAACUUGUGUGUUCAGCUAUGGGUGAUGAAGGAAUCUUGGACUAGAUUGGCGACCAUUCCAUAUUUGGGCACUUGUUUGAGGCCUAUGUGCGCGUCAAAGAAUGGUGAAAAGGUUUUAAUGCGGGAGACUCAAGUUAAAAGUGUUGGAAUAACCGGAGAAUGCUAUUACAAAUUGGUAGAAUGGAAUUUGACAGAUCACACCUGUACAAGUAUAUUAUGUGAUCCCAAUCCAAGAAUGGAGGCAGCUACAUAUGUGGAAAGCCUUUAUCUGCAAUGAUCGGCUUGAUGUGGGCGGCUAUAAGAGCUAGAAAACUGAUCAGAUUUCGAGGAAUAACAAGUUUAGGGGCUUUUGCUAAUUGUUGUCCACAUAAGGUUAGUUUAAGAAUUUUGGAACAAGAUCAAACUCCUAGUAUUUUGCACUUUCAUUGUUUAGUAUUUUAUGCACCUGAUGUUUUGGAGUUUCGUUUUCAUACUUUACAAAUUUUUGGCAUUUGAAUUAUUGAGGUUAGUUUUGAAUUUUUUUACGUAAUAUUUCUUUGAGGAUAGUCACCAUUCUGUAGGAAGGCUUUGCAAACUUGUAAGAUGAAAAUUUUAUAAGGAUGUGACCGUUGUUGUCUGCCUAUUAUCUCAUUAUCUGUUGUGUUGAAGGCAUCACAGAACGUAGAUCUAUUUCUCGACCAGAUUGAUCUACCCUUUGUCAAAGGGCCUUUGAUAUCUACAAUGGUGUAAAACUUUCAUUUCCCAAUGAAGCAAGAUACAUAACGGGGCAUUGGCCUUAAACUUUGUAAUUUAUAGUUUCUAACUUAUAAUUCAUGUAUAAUUUGUUGCUAUAUGUGAAGUUAAAAUGGCGCAUUGCCUUUAUCC
Messenger RNA from Quercus robur (English oak), 2396 nucleotides. Its product is annotated as F-box/kelch-repeat protein At3g23880-like. The transcript has 6 exons. NCBI's taxonomy places the organism in Eukaryota, Viridiplantae, Streptophyta, Magnoliopsida, Fagales, Fagaceae. Bases 643 to 1809 code for a protein of 388 amino acids. The record is from RefSeq and is a predicted model, not a curated record. Gene Ontology annotation, molecular function: protein binding.